Molecule: messenger RNA, 963 nt
Organism: Arthroderma uncinatum
Lineage: Eukaryota; Fungi; Ascomycota; Eurotiomycetes; Onygenales; Arthrodermataceae
Exons: 3
Coding region: 1-963 (320 amino acids)
Biological process (GO): dolichol-linked oligosaccharide biosynthetic process; polyprenol catabolic process
Cellular component (GO): endoplasmic reticulum
Molecular function (GO): 3-oxo-5-alpha-steroid 4-dehydrogenase activity
Source: RefSeq, a predicted model, not a curated record
AUGGGACUCGCUCUCGGUCAUGCACUCGCCGGCCUGGACCUGAUCGACCUGAUGAGAGGGGGAUACGUGACGCUAGCUGCUGGUAUCCUAGCCGUCAAUAGCUUCGAGUUUCUCCGGGAACGAUUCAUAUCAUACGGUGCCCGGUCUCUGCCAUCUACAUCAACAAAGGAGGGCAAGGAACCCCCCGCGGACGAGAAGGCUACAGUGACGACUGCGUCCCGGAUACUAAACAGUGUGGCUGCUUGGGAUGUGCCGCAUUCUUACUUCACGCAGUUCUACUACUGCUCUGUCGCCCUGUCGUUCUUCUGGUGGUACCAGCUGCUGACCAGGGGUUGGGCAUUCCAGCUGAUUGCUGGCAUGGUAGAUCACAGUAGCAGGGAGAGCUCCAUGUCCUUCAACCAGAUAUUCCUCUGCUGGGGGUUAUUUACCAUCCAGGCAUGUCGUCGACUAUAUGAGUGUAUAUCCUUCGUGAAACCGUCCAAAUCAAGGAUGUUCGGUGGACUUUGGCUCUAUGGUUUUGCCUAUUACAUUGCUAUGGGGGUAGCUAUCUGGAUUGAGGGGACCGGAACUUUGCUUUCAACUGAUAAGCCGCUGGGUGACGCCAGUUUAACUGCGCCGUCUAUAAGAUCACUGAUAUUCAUACCGAUCUUCAUAUUUGCUUCUGGAAUCCAGCAUGAUUGUCAUGAGUACUUGGCGUCUCUGGUCAAAUAUACCCUACCCGUGCACCCAGCGUUCGCCCGGAUCAUAUCUCCACACUACACGGCUGAAUGUGUGAUAUACCUCGCGAUAAGCUUCCUGGCCGCACCGCCCGGAUCGAUAGUCAACAAGACUGUGUUCUCCGGUUUAAUUUUAACGGCGGUAACGUUGGGUACGUCAGCAGUAGCUACCAAACAAUGGUACGGCGAGAAGUUCGGGAAGGAAAUGGUUAAAGAUAGGUGGAUCAUGUUGCCACCUGUAUGGUAG